AUGAAAGUCAUUGCGCUCACUGCAGCUGUCUUUGCGACAGCUGUCUCAGCUCAAAACCUUACCUCCUGCGCCCAAAUGUGCUACAAUAAUGUCGUCGGUCUGGCUUCUUCCCUGGGAUGCCAGGCCAACGACCUCUCUUGCCUGUGCGCGAACCAGGACUUCAGCUACGGUAUUCACGAUUGCACGGUGGAGGCUUGCCCCAAUGUUAAUGUACAAGAUGUGGAGUCGUAUGCUUCGUCCAUUUGCGCUUCAGCUACAGCAGCUUCGGGGUCCGGAUCUUCAAUUGUACCUACAUCAACUACGGGAACACACGAUAUUACUUCAGGCACAGGGACGAGUGCAACGGCAACUGGUGCCACUUCGACACCAUACACCACAGAGGCUGUUUUGACAACCUUCACCUCAGGGUCUAGCGUCAUCACUAGCACUGUCGGAAGUACCACCUUAUAUAGUUCUGCUUCUAGCACGGCUACCAAUUCAUCUAGCGCUACAUCAAGUGCAUAUACAACCGAGGCAGUGGAGACGACUGUCACUUCCGGCUCUGAGGUAUCCACGAGCACAGUCGGCAGUACUACGCUAUACACCUCUGUGAGCGGAUUGAAUUCGGGCGGUACCUCUACGACCGGAUCUACAACUGGCACGGAAACUACAGGAACUACGACAGGCGCUGGCGGUUCGUCUGCGUCAUCUGGAUCCGGUGCCAGUGCGAGCAGCACUUCCUCUCAUGCGGCCGCUCAUCCAAUGGCCACCAUUGGCAGUGGUGUCGCUGGGGCAAUUGGUCUCGCUGCUCUUCUCGUACUGUAG
Molecule: messenger RNA, 804 nt
Organism: Talaromyces atroroseus
Lineage: Eukaryota; Fungi; Ascomycota; Eurotiomycetes; Eurotiales; Trichocomaceae
Exons: 4
Coding region: 1-804 (267 amino acids)
Source: RefSeq, a predicted model, not a curated record